GGUACAGCGUGCACAUGUGCGAAUUUUCUUUCGCGGUGGAAGGACAACGAACACGGCAGCAGACAAGCAAGCAAGAGGAUGGAGGUGAAUGUGUCAACCGCGAGCUCUGUGUUCGCUCGCAAGUUCCUGGACCGCAUGAAGGCAUCAGGGUCAGGCAAGGAACCGAAGCAGCAGGCACAGCAGCAACAGACACAGCAGCAGCAACUCUUAACACGGCAAGGGGAACAGGGAAAGAGGCGAGCUGGCACACGUCAAGCUGAGAACGCACGUGCAAGCGAGGGGAACAACCAGCAGCACAACGCGGUUGAGCGGGGCGUUGGACGAACCCACAGACUUGGACUCGGUGCAAAACCCAGUCGUGCGCAGCAGACCUCACAUGCAUCUGCGCUCACUAAGAGCAUCAAGAAGGGCCUUCGCAAGGCACGGCAGUCAGGCGAGCUCUCCGAGGAAGAAGACCUGGAGGAUGUUGUGUCUGACAGCGACGAUGAAGGCGUCAGCUCCGCAAAGGGGAGAAAGGGCAAGGCGGUCACGCUGUCCCACAAAGCUGCAUCCACGCCAGUACCAAUAGUUGCGGUGGAGAGCCGGACACCUGCCCCACCAACCCCAGCGAUCGCAUCAAAGGCACACCUCGAUCCACUCGAGCAGAUCUAUGAAGAGAGAAAGGCCAAGAAAGAGAAGCUGGCAGCAACGCGGAAACGAAAGCGCCAAGCAAAGAAGCGAAGGGCACAGGAGAAGAGGCAGCAGCAGCAGCAGCAACAGCAACAGCAACAGCAGCAGCAACAACAACAAGCUCAGCCGACGAAGGACGAGAGCAAGAAAGCAGGAAGAGACGCAAGCAGCACCGCUGCGGCCUUUGCUGCUGCUGCUGUGAAGGACGAUGACGACCCCUUCAAGCGAGCGAAGAUCUCCAUCCCAGACGACAGCAGCGACGAUGACAGCGAUUGACUUGAGCUCUCAUGUGUGUGUCUGUGUGUCUGUAUCUGUCGCUCUGUCUGUCGAUCUGUGUGUGUGUGUAUCUGCCUGUGUGUGUGUCUGUGUAUGUCGCCCUGUCUGUGUCUGUCACCCGUUCUGUGUUGCCGUGCAUGUCUGCCUUGUGCCUGGUUUGGCCUAUAUAUAAGACC
Salpingoeca rosetta is the source of this 1121-nucleotide messenger RNA. RefSeq lists its product as uncharacterized. The coding region runs from base 79 to 945 and encodes 288 amino acids. The record is from RefSeq and is a predicted model, not a curated record. The transcript is spliced from 4 exons. Lineage: Eukaryota; Choanoflagellata; Craspedida; Salpingoecidae.